Indicator indicator is the source of this 1269-nucleotide messenger RNA. It is a transcript of the gene B3GALT2, whose product is annotated as beta-1,3-galactosyltransferase 2. NCBI's taxonomy places the organism in Eukaryota, Metazoa, Chordata, Aves, Piciformes, Indicatoridae. Gene Ontology annotation, cellular component: membrane. Gene Ontology annotation, molecular function: N-acetyl-beta-D-glucosaminide beta-(1,3)-galactosyltransferase activity. The transcript has a single exon. The coding region runs from base 1 to 1269 and encodes 422 amino acids. The record is from RefSeq and is a predicted model, not a curated record.
AUGCUUCAGUGGAGAAGACGACACUGCUGCUUUGGAAAGAUGACCUGGAAUACCAAAAGGUCUCUGUUUCGCACCCAUCUCAUUGGCCUGAUCUCACUGGUGUUUCUUUUUGCUGUGUUUCUCUUCUUUAACCAUCACGACUGGCUGCCAGGCAGGGUUGGAUUCAAAGAAAAUCCCAUGGCUUACACUAUACGAGGAUUUAGAUCUACAAAAAGUGAGGCAAACCACAGCUCUCUAAGGAACGUGUGGAAGGAUGCCGUACCUCAGACACUCAGGCCUCAAACAGUCACCAACUCCAACAACACGGAUCUGUCACUGCAAGGAGUAACUGGUUUGGAAAAUACCCUCAGUGCAAAUGGAAGUAUUUACAAUGAGAAAGGUACUGGGCAUUCGACUUUGUAUCAUUUCAAAUACAUCAUCAACGAGCCUGAGAAGUGCCAGGAGAAGACCCCUUUUCUAAUACUGCUCAUAGCAGCAGAGCCAGGCCAGGUGGAAGCUAGACAAGCUAUUCGACAGACCUGGGGCAACGAAAGCCUGACACCUGGCAUCCAAAUUGUUCGUAUUUUUUUGCUGGGAUUAAGCACCAAGACAAAUGGAUAUCUCCAGCGUACCAUACUAGAGGAAAGUAGACAAUACCACGACAUCAUUCAACAAGAAUACUUAGACACCUAUUAUAAUUUAACCAUUAAAACUCUCAUGGGAAUGAACUGGGUUGCAUCUUACUGUCCACAUGUUCCUUAUGUUAUGAAAACUGACAGUGAUAUGUUUGUCAAUACUGAAUAUUUAAUACACAAGCUUCUGAAACCAGAACUUCCUCCGAGGCGCAAAUAUUUUACAGGUUAUUUAAUGAGAGGUUAUGCACCUAAUAGGAACAAGGAUAGUAAGUGGUAUAUGCCACCUGAUUUGUAUCCAAGUGAACGUUAUCCUGUAUUUUGUUCUGGAACUGGUUACGUUUUUUCUGGUGACUUAGCAGAAAAAAUCUUUAAAGUCUCUUUAAGCAUCAGACGUUUGCAUUUAGAGGACGUAUAUGUGGGGAUUUGUCUCGCCAAGCUGCGAAUUGACCCUAUGCCUCCACCCAACGAGUUUGUCUUCAAUCACUGGCGAGUUUCUUACUCCAGCUGUAAAUAUAGUCACCUAAUUACCUCCCAUCAGUUCCAACCUAGUGAACUGAUCAAAUACUGGAACCACUUACAACAGAAUAAGCACAAUGCCUGUGCCAACGCAGCGAAAGAAAAAGCAGGCAGGUAUCGCCACCGUAAGCUGCACUAG